AUGGGGCUGGGAAACCUGCCACGAGAAAUAUUGAGCCUCAUCAUAGGUCUGCUCAUCGACAGAAAGGGCCCUUUCUUAGAUGAGUGCGACAAUCUACAGCAUAUCUGUAACGCUCGCCUGGUGUGCCGGUUAUGGAACACGCUGGCUACAGCGCAUGUGUUCCACACCGUGACGCUGGCGUAUACCGACGGGGAAUACCAAUCCUGGAAUGACAUGCUUGCCAGCGAUGUCGUUAGACAGGCGGUCCGUUGUGUUUAUAUCCGCUCUGCCCCGGCCGAUGAUCACCCACUCGGCAUCUGGCACACGUAUACAGACUGCGGUUACGACGGCCUCAUCAGCGCGAUAGGCCGCAUCGCCGAACUUGACCGCAUCCAGGCGCUACAUCUACGGUUUUCUAGACACUGUGGUGGGGUUGAGACCGAUGAUCAUCGUGACGAGGUCGUCGAAGAUAUCUCGACGCGCCAGGAGAUCCUCGAAUCCGUCUUUAAGGCGAUCCACAAGCGUUCAAAUAACAAAACCGGCGCGCAUCCCAUCCGCUCCCUCACAGUUGAGAACCUCCAAAAUGCUCCGUUACCAGACUUUACCUCCUCUGAGCUCUUCAGGGGCGUCACAAAGGACAUCGACACUCUGCAUCUCAUGGUGGCUGAGGAGUAUGAUGAAGCCGGACCCGACUGGGACACGUAUCGUAUUGAGCGGCAGGUGUUUGAACCGUACCUACAUCGCCAGUGGCUGGCUCCUCUGGCCGACCAUCUGGUCUGCCUGACACUCUCCUUUCAGGUUGGUUGGGGAACCAUACCUGGGUAUUUUGACGGCAGCGGCCUCCACUUUCCAAGGCUGAAGACGCUGAACCUGGGCAACUUUGUCAUCGGGCACCAUGCUCAGUUCGACUGGGUCUUGAACCAGUCCUCGCUGGUGUGCCUUCGCCUAGACAGGUGUUCUAUCGUGUCACACAUAACCACGCACCAAACCAAUCUUGAGGAAUGGCAUGUUCAGACUCAUGACUGGCACGAGUAUCCUAUUGGCUCCUUUGGUAUUGACGGCCCCUAUGUUAUCUACGGAUUCUCCGGGACGUGGGAGGCCAUAUUUGACAAUAUUUGUACCCGUCUUCCUAACCUCAAGGACUUCUGUUUUCACUACGGCCAGGAUCCGCUCUUCCCGGUCUGCCCCGAGAUAUUAUCGGACCGUCUAACAAAGCAGAGAUAUACUGCAUUCGAUGACUUCUGGCAUGAAGCGGAUGAAGAAUCUGGAUUGCUGGAUUUUGGCGAUAGCGAAUGGGGCCAUCCUGAUAGACGGUAUGUGAAUCGAUCGAAAGAGACAGAGAUGGGAGAUGGCCGAGCACUGGACGCUCUGCUCCAGAAAAUACGAGAGCGGCAGCAACGGUAG
Messenger RNA from Aspergillus nomiae NRRL 13137, 1383 nucleotides. RefSeq lists its product as uncharacterized. Lineage: Eukaryota; Fungi; Ascomycota; Eurotiomycetes; Eurotiales; Aspergillaceae. The transcript has a single exon. Gene Ontology annotation, molecular function: protein binding. The record is from RefSeq and is a predicted model, not a curated record. The coding region runs from base 1 to 1383 and encodes 460 amino acids.